Messenger RNA from Penicillium macrosclerotiorum, 273 nucleotides. RefSeq lists its product as uncharacterized. Lineage: Eukaryota; Fungi; Ascomycota; Eurotiomycetes; Eurotiales; Aspergillaceae. The transcript is spliced from 2 exons. Bases 1 to 273 code for a protein of 90 amino acids. The record is from RefSeq and is a predicted model, not a curated record.
AUGAAGUUCCUCAUUGCUUCUCUGACUCUUCUUGCUGUGGCUACUGCCAGUACUACCGGCACCGAGGCGACUGCUUGCGCAAGCGGACAGGUAGUUGUCUGCAAAGGAAAUGGCAAUGGGGGCCUUAUUACCCUCGGCAAUGUUGCACCGGGCCUUCUGGGCGUGGCCUGCUCGGGUGGAGACUUCUAUUGCUGUUCCCAGAAGGACGUCCAACAGAUUGGCCUGGUCAACUUGAACCUGAAUGCCCAGUGCUCUCUCAACCACGUCCUUUAA